AUGGUGAAGGACCAAUAUCAAUUAUACGUCAUAGACGAGUUAGCAAAGAAAUACGGCGUCGAAGUACUAAGACUUUCCCCUUACCAUUAUGAAUUAAACCCCAUUGAGUUGAUUUGGACUGAUGUAAAGGGGCACGUAGCUAGAAACAAUACUACGUUUAAAUUUGAAAAAGUUAAGGCAUUAUUAAGUGACGGUAUGGCGAAAGACACGCCUGAUCGGUGGAAGAAAUGUGUGGAGCAUGUUCAAAAAGAAGAAAAUAAGUUUUUCAAACUUGAUUUUAUUGUAGAUGACGUGACGGUUAAAUUUAUUAAUACGUGUUACAGACUCUAA
Messenger RNA from Parnassius mnemosyne (clouded apollo), 330 nucleotides. The record is from the annotation of a GenBank genome assembly. Lineage: Eukaryota; Metazoa; Arthropoda; Insecta; Lepidoptera; Papilionidae.